AGCAGCGUGCGAGCUCUUUUAGCGCUGGUGGCGACGAAACACGACUGAGCAGCGACCCUCGUUGAUUUUACGACUUUAAACUCGUUUUUAUCUGUUUCUAGACUUAGUCUGCGUGGUUUAGAACAGUGUAAUCUGAAAACGGAGGAGGACCGCGAACAUCUGAAGGCAAAAUGUCGUCUGAGGUUAAACCAGAGAAACAAGAACAAGGAAAUAAUGUGAAUGGCAAGUCCAACCAUGAGUCUAGAAAGGAGAGGCCCCAGAAGCGCGGUGGUGGGGGCCGGUUUGAACCUUACGGGAAGCCCAACAAGAGAUACCGGGUGUUUGUCAGCAACAUUCCCUAUGAUGUUAAAUGGCAAACUCUAAAAGAUCUCAUGAAGGAAAUAGUGGGUGAGGUAACGUACGUGGAACACUUAAUGGACGGAGAAGGCAAAUCAAGGGUAAGUGCAAGAGACGAACCUCCAUUUGUCCGCUUGAGUUCUAACAUGUACUCUUAGAUUUUAAUGUGGGAUGUUCAGGACUGGGUUGAGAGUUCAAAAUGUGUCGUCUUGGGUGGCAUUUGAACAAAAAUGUAUGCCGACUGUGGUUCUGAGUGGAACCGCAGGGAUCGUUUCCCAGCUAUAUAGUAAUUCUGGUUCUCGUGUGUUUACGAGGUAGCAUUUUUUUUUUUUUGAGUCUCAUUAUUGGACUUCAGGUGGUGUUCAGUAACUAAACAUGGCGUCAAUGAUUUGUUGAGUGACUCAACUAGUGGGAUAACAUCAGAUAUGGAGCCUGAAUCAGUAAUUGGAACUGAAGGACGCUUGUGUAUUCUACUCGUCAAUUAAUUCUGUCAGUCAUUUUGAGUUUGAAUGUAAUUAUGUAAGUGUUGAACACCACAGAGAAGUAUUAUUUGAAUAUUCUUUAUCAAUUUAGUGUGUCGUAAGUAUUUUUCAUGAGUCAGUUUUUGAUGAUUUUUUUUUAGUUUUUUUUUUUUUUUUGUAGCGCUUGUCUAAUUGUCUCUUUUGUUCCUGUUUUGUUUGUUUGUUCGUCCUGGCUGGUUUGCGGACUCAAGGGUUGUGCGGUGGUUGAGUUCAGAACUGAAGAGCUCAUGAAAAAGGCUGUAGAGAAAGUCAACAAACAUGUCAUGAACGGUCGUCCUCUCAAGGUCAAAGAGGAUCCAGAUGGAGUGAUUGCCCAGCGUGAAGCUAAUCGGGCUCACGGAGGUGGAGGUGGUGGUGGUGGCGGACCCCCAGGCAUGGGUGGAGGAAUGGGUGGAGGCAUGGGAGGAGGCAUGGGUGGAGGCAUGGGGAUGGGCCCAGGACCAGGUGGUCCUUCCAUGGUCAACAUCCCUCCCAGUCUCAUGAACAACCCCAACAUCCCCAAUGAGGUCAUCCACGGACUCCAGGCUGGAAAAAUCGGAAGCUCCAUUUUUGUGGCCAAUCUGGACUACAAGGUUGGGUGGAAGAAGCUAAAGGAGGUGUUUGGAAUGGCUGGAGUGGUUGUGCGUGCAGAUAUCCUGGAGGAUAAAGACGGGAAGAGCAGGGGAAUGGGAACUGUCACAUUUGAAAUGCCCAUUGAGGCUGUUCAAGCAGUCUCGAUGUUCAACGGACAGCUCCUCUUCAACAGGGUCAUGCACGUCAAACUGGAUGAGAAAUCCCUUCCCAAAGGUGACUUCGCACCACCAGAACGUCCUCCUGCGCUUCCUCGUGGUCUGAGUGGUAUCGGUCUCGGUCUGGGACCUGGCGGUCAACCCAUCGAUGCUACCCAGCUCAACCGGGGUGGGAUGGGCAAUAUGGGACCAGGAGGGAUGGAUAAUUUUGGAGGUGGAAUGAACAACAUGGAUCGUUUCGGCCCCUCUGGAAUGGGAAGAAUGAAUGAUAUGGAUCGUGGAAUCGGCGGUGGUUUUGAAAGAGAUUUCAGUGGCCGUAAUGACAUGGGCAUGUCUCGUAGCAACUUUGGAGACACGUUUGACAGAGGAAUGGGGAACUCCAUGGGAAUGGAUCGCAUGAAUGCUGGCAUGGACCGGCUUGGUGGCGGCAUGGACCGCAUGGGAGGACUGGACCGAAUGGGAAUGGAUCGCAUGGACCGCAUGUCUGAUCUAGACCGAUUGGGAACUGGCUUCGACCGAAUGGGUUCAGGGAUUGACCGACUGGGUCCCAGUAUGGAUCGGCUGGGAACAGGCCUUGACCGCAUGAGCUCCAGCGUGGACCGCAUGGGCCCUGGUGGGUUCGACCGCCUGGGGCCGUCCGGCAUGGAUCGCAUGAGCGGCGGGAUGGACUUUGCCUCUCCUAUGGGCAUGGACAGGAUGAACACAGGCAUCGACCGAAUGGGUUCAAACUUCGACCGCAUGGGCUCCGGUGGCAUGGACCGCUUCCCUUCCUCUGGUCUGGACCGCAUGGGUUCCGGCAUGGAUCGGAUGGGCUCUGGUGGCGUUGGUGGGCAGUUUGACAGACCUGCUGAUAUGGAUCGUGGCAAUUUCGGGACUCCUUUCAGUGGGUCUGGACAAGGAGGGCCAGGGACUGGUGGAGCCAAUGCCAGGAAGGGCUGCCAGAUUUUUGUCAGAAAUCUGCCCUUUGACUUCACUUGGAAGAUGUUGAAGGACACUUUCAAUUCAUGUGGCAUUGUGCAGUAUGCAGACAUAAAGAUGGAGAACGGCAAGUCUAAGGGCUGUGGUGUGGUGCGCUUCGAUAAUCCUGAGACCGCCGAGCGAGCCUGCCGCACCAUGAAUGGCUACCGGCUCAGCGGGCGAGAGAUUGACGUCAGGAUCGACAGAAAUGCAUAAUCGUUAUCUUUGCCUACUGAUUCCUUCCACCCCCUCACUAAGCUUUCCAAAUUAGUUGUCGGUUACAUAUUUGUAUUUGUGCCGAAUGGUACACUUUUAGUUUUGCCUAUGACUUUUAGAGACCAAAUGUUUUUUGUUUUUUCUCCCCAAUUUUUAUUGUGACGCUUUCCAAGAAAUUGCCUUUGUUAAAGGUUUGCUAAUAAAUCUCAACACUGAGAACUUGA
Messenger RNA from Carassius gibelio (silver crucian carp), 2982 nucleotides. RefSeq names its product heterogeneous nuclear ribonucleoprotein M. Lineage: Eukaryota; Metazoa; Chordata; Actinopteri; Cypriniformes; Cyprinidae. The transcript has 14 exons. Gene Ontology annotation, biological process: alternative mRNA splicing, via spliceosome; regulation of mRNA stability involved in response to oxidative stress. Gene Ontology annotation, molecular function: mRNA binding. The record is from RefSeq and is a predicted model, not a curated record. The coding region runs from base 1085 to 2758 and encodes 557 amino acids. Gene Ontology annotation, cellular component: cytoplasm; nucleus; post-mRNA release spliceosomal complex.